CCCUGGGAACCUCCAUGCCCAAGCCUGGCGUAAAUAAAGGAUCUUGGGCAGCACAAUACGGUAUUUAAGAACGCUGUUAUUUCUUUCAACAAGGCGACAAUUCAGAGUGUUUUGCAGAAAAACGCGCUUGUCGUUGACAGGGAGUGAACUGUUGCGACGUUGGCUGAUUGCAGGACAUACACAAAUGUGGUAUUAUUUUUUCGGCGAAGCUUAACAGCAUUUUAAUAUUCAGCUAGUCUGGUGAAGACAAUGGUGACAAACCCUACAAACAAAUGUAGGGUAUUAUCGUAAUUCAAAACAUGCCUGCCACAGCGGACAGCUGAUUACGGACGUUGUUUUUUUAUUUAUCCAUUGUGUUGGAAUUAGUAGCCAUCUACGUUGACAAGGGAUGCACAGGCUCCUUCGUGAAAUUGCUAAGUCAAUGAAGAAGUGAAUUGUUUGGUGUAACACAAAAGAUUGUCCAUAUUUGUAACUUCGUCUAAGUCGACAUUUUUACAAGACGUCAGAACCAUAUAGUGCGACAUCUCACUUCAAACUGCUGGAUAUCGAGGAAGUUGUAAGUUAUCGAGACGGUUCGAGCAUAAAUUAUUUAAAGGGACGAAAUGAGCUCCGAAGAGGCCGCCGCUCCAACUAAAACAGUCACUGACGAUGACGGCAUGUCAUGGUGGUACCGAUGGAUGUGCAAAAUCGCAGGAGUCCUUGGGGGAAUAUCCUGUGCAAUAGCUGGGGUGUGGAACUGUGUGACGGUGAAUCCCCUAAACAUUGUAGCCGGAGUCUGGAUGAUCUUAAACGCCUUUGUCCUGUUUCUUUGUGAGGUACCGUUCUGCUGUCAGUUCAUCGAGUUUGCCAAUGCUGUGGCUGCACGUGCAGACAAACUCAAGCCCUGGCAUAAAGCUGUCUUCUACUGCGGGAUGGCCAUAGUUCCGGUUGCGCUCAAGUUCUCCUUCAACACUCUUCUGGGGAAUGCGAUCGCCUUUGCCACCGGGGUCCUCUACGGCCUUGCUUCACUGGGCAAGAAGGGUGAUGCAGUUGGUUACGCUCGCCUGCAGCACCAGAAGCAGCCAGAUGAGGAAAAGCCGGUGGAUGACGGAGCACAGUAACCACCUCUCAGCCUCCUGAGUCCUGACCUCAGCAUCUGGCAACCGUCCCUCUGGUCACACCCCGUCCUUUUUCCACUCUCCUCUCUCUUUUGUGUUACUGGAUGUAUUUAUUGACUUUCAGACUGCUGCACCUUUUGUUGUCUUGCCCAAGUGUCUGGGCAAAAUUUUUAUUUUAAUUGUGUGUUUUGAUUGUAGCUCUAGGUCCAAGCCUUACUUAUUAACUGUGAUUUUUAUCUUGUGUCUUCUAAACUGGACUUACGUUCUGUUGUGCUAAGUGUAUUUUUAUUUUUAAUGUGACGAUCCUGGAAGGUGAAUCCAAAUCAGUGGUAAAGUAACAAACCUGAUUUAUAUUUUAACCCAGAAGUAGUUGGUAAGAGGGGAAAUGCUCAUCAGCAUUUGCUUAGGGUGUUUGGCUAAGAUAAUGAUCUCUUCUGUGAACAGAAUUGCUGCGUAAACUAUACCAGUACAUCACUUCAACUAUGUUGGUGGUAUACAACGCUCCAAGUCUACCUGUUGGGCCAGUGUGUUUGUAGUGGGAUCCUCAUAUAAGACUUUUGUUGGUUUGUAUCCUUAUAUGUGGAAAUGCAAAACACUCCUACCUUACCUUAGCAAUUCCCUGCAACUAUUGUUCUCACUCAAAUUAGACGGUAGUUUCCUGUACAACCCAAGUAAUCAUUUGUCAGUAAUGAGCCUUGGUGCAGUCCCAGUUAUGGCCUCUUCUUUUUUUCAUAGUGUGAACAAAACUCUUCAUAUCUCUGUCUGUGCUGGGAGUUUACCUUCAAAAACUCUAUUGCGUCACCUCAUUGGUUCUGUAAAUUGAACAUGGUCAAAGCAGUAGUCAAAACGCAGCUAUGGGCGACAAGUUGGGUUUGUAGCCCAAGGGUUAAUAGUUCAAUCCCUAACACCGCCAGGUGGAUGAGGGAGCAAAUAACACGCUUUGCACCGGGGAGGCAUAAAAGCAAUUUCAAUGUGUGCUGUGUCACAAUGAUGGAAAUAGGGCAUUAAUUUUCACUAGAGCACAGACAGUAAAGGUAUGUUGCACAUCAGUGGCUUUCACCCAGGUGAAGGACUUGCAGCUUCCGGCUAAAGCAGUGUUCCUUCAAUCUAACUCUCACGAGUCUCUCCUCUAUCCAAACAUGGCCAGUCAACCUUGGUGUGGACACAAUUCUUUGUAUCCACGGCAACACUUUCAAUCACUGCAGGUAUUGGGAACUUUGGCCAUGGGAAGCGUUUUUUGUCCCUUCUCCCUGAACUCUUAUUCUGCACACCCAAAGAUGGCAGAAGCUUUAUAUUUGCAAUUGUCUAUCUUUUUCAGUGUUAAAUAUUUAUAUCCAUAUUAAUUUGCUAUCAAAAGUAAUGUGAUGGAGACGCAUGCCCACACAGUCCUGUGAUGGUUAGUCAAAUCAGUUGUCAAGGCAACUGAUGGCACCCUUGAAUGGUAUGUCGUCGUUAUUUGAGUUUGGAUGGAGGAUCAAAUACUAGACAAGAAGUGGAAUGUAGAGCCAAUGUGGAACCCAAUCCCUUUCCCUUUCCCAUAACUUCUUUUCUCUAUAUGGAAAGUAAUUAUCUUCCUAGUCUAGUAGCCUUCCCUCUCUUGGAAUUGUUUCAUCAGACACAAGUCACCAAAGGUCAAACAUUGAUUGUAAUCUAAAUGUUACAAAGGGAAAUAGUGAAGAUCUUGAUACGGCUCUGUGAUGGCCUGGUCCUGACUGCUUUCUGUUGAAUUUUGUGUGGAUUGUUGAGAUCUCAUGGCAUCGCUUUUUCACGAAAUCGCUUAAGCUUUGUGAACCGGAAUGUUUUGUGUGUCUGUUACAUAGUUGUAGCUUAUAGGUUGAUGGGUGAACAAAUGAUCGUGGGGCUUUUUUUUAGUCCUUGCACCUCUUUCAGGGAUUUUGUGCGAUGUGUGUGACUUGUGUGGGGAAAAAAAAUAGAUUACCCAUACAGCCUUGCUUCUGUCAAAGCAGAGCUCCUCAGCUGCAGCAAAGAAGGGCUUUUAAAUGAAUUUGCGUGAGACAUUGUUGCUAGGGACUACAUCAUCUCAUGAUGGCUCAUGUGAAUGUGAGGGAGACCUCCAUGUUCUUGUUUACCUGUGGGAAAUAUGAGUCAGUUGUCUUGCAUGUCGUACUGUAAAUUAUCAUUAUACUGUAGGUAAAUGUCAGAGAAUAUGACUCCAUAAGGCUGCCAGCUUUCUCUUGCUCCCACUCACCUUUCCUUUGGUUUUCACCCAUACCCAGAUAACCAGCACCUAGAUACCAGCAGUCAGAGCAGCUGAGACCUUCAGCUUAUAUUAACUUGCCUGAAAAGUUGUACCCAUUGUAAUGGUACCGGUACACAUCGGACAGGGGUACAUAUUUGGGUAAUUCAUACCUCAGCACCCUGUCUGGGUUUAUUAUUUUUCUGCUUCAUACACUGGAAUUCAUACACUACAACAUUUAGAGGGGUUUUAUUUUCUUUCUGUUCUGAAAGUACAUAGAAUAUGUAACUAUCGUUUUACAUGAACUAUCCUUCUCUCAACAUUUGCCUUUCAUGCUUUUAAUGUGGCAAGUGUACCAAAAUAUGCUUGGAAUGUUAUGGUCUAAUACACCAGACGAAUUUGACUUUUUUAUGUCAGCUAAAUUUAUUUGUUUUUGAAUUAAACCCAAAUCAGCACUACACUUCUACUUUGAUACCUUGGGCAAAACCUGCCUCAAUAAUAUGAGGAACAGCAGUACACUGGUCUCUUGCAAAUAACCAUUUAAAAAAAUGCAUACGUCAUAUCAGAAAAUGCAGUAGGCCUAAAUGCAACCCGUUAGCAUGGCAACAGUCGAGGGUUUCCACAGUAUACACCACCUGUUCUUGUCAACAGCAACUGGAAGGCGUAGAUGCUGGUGGUUGAUUGUACAGUAUGAUGAGGAGUUGUGACCUUUAGUCUGAAGGGAAAUUGAUGGAAAUGACUAAGGCCCCUAAAUAUCACACCGAUUUUCCAGUGUGUUCCAGUCGUUAGAAACAAACAGGUAUAUCUUGUGAAUGGUAGUUACAUUUCAGAUACUUUUUGUAUAGGUGCUGGUAUUUAUGAGGAAAAGAAAGAAAACCUCUGAAUAGUUUUUUGUACAACUGUUCAUUUAGGAUUCUAGUACAGUUAGGCUUGGUUGAAGAGAUAAUGCAAGUACAUCGAGGAAAGACCUGGGAAGGCCUCAAAACUUGGGUCUCUGCUAACCUUACUAGACUUGAACACACUUCAUGCUAACCUCAAAUCAGCUUUCACUCUACUCUCAACUUCAAUGUUUGCUGCGAGAUGUGUCUGCGCAUGCGCUUACCUGUGUAACUCAGAUAUGGAGUGUUUUUGUGUUUGGUUUGUUCUUUAAUUGAUGUGAAAUGCCUGACUGACUGUAAUGAUCGUCUCUUUAAUUUUCCUCUGAAUCAUGAACAAAAAAAAUAAAUCAUACUGCCUUUUUAAGACCCA
This is a messenger RNA of Engraulis encrasicolus (European anchovy), 4542 nucleotides long. It is a transcript of the gene cacfd1, whose product is annotated as calcium channel flower domain containing 1. Gene Ontology annotation, biological process: vesicle-mediated transport. Bases 603 to 1100 code for a protein of 165 amino acids. The record is from RefSeq and is a predicted model, not a curated record. Gene Ontology annotation, cellular component: membrane. Lineage: Eukaryota; Metazoa; Chordata; Actinopteri; Clupeiformes; Engraulidae. The transcript is spliced from 5 exons.